AGUUUCCUCAUCAUAUUUUCCAUUCGAAGGGUAUAAAUAUAUCCCUCUAUCUAACUUUCCAUAACAAAACAACCUCAAUAUCUCAGACUUGUCAAUGAUACUGAGGAGAGAGAAUUAAUGUACAAGAUGUUUUCCACAACCACUUCUCUUUUCGUGCAGCCUAGAGCUAGUUUGAAAGUGGAAAGAGAGGAUAUUGGGAUUAGAGGUUAUUAUUCAACAAGAGUAGCCCGCAAUCCAAACUUAGAGAAGUUGCAGACUAACUACUUGUUUCCUGAGAUCUUAGAGAGGGAGCUCAAGCAUGUGGAGAAGUACCCAAAUGCUAAAGUAAUAAGCCUUGGGGUCGGUGACACCACACAGCCAUUACCCCAACCUGUAGCCUUGAGCAUGUCUAAUUACGCACGUGAUCUUUCCACACCUCAAGGGUAUGCUGGCUACGGACUGGAACGAGGGAACAAGGAACUAAGAAGAGCAAUUGCAGAAAUGUUAUAUAAAGAACUUUCGGUAGAAGAUACUGAGAUUUUUGUAUCUGAUGGCGCACAAUGUGAUCUCUCAAGAGUUCAGCUUCUUUUGGGUUCCAAUGUGUCAAUUGCUGUGCAGGAUCCAUCAUUUCCAGGAUACAUAGAUUCAAGUGUGAUUAUGGGUCAGAGUGGUGAUUUGAAGAAUGACUCGGGAAGAUAUGGAAAUAUCAAGUACAUGAAGUGCACCCCAGAGAAUGAUUUCUUCCCAGAUCUGGCCAACACUGCAAGGACAGAUGUUAUCUUCUUCUGCUCUCCAAACAAUCCUAGUGGUCAUGCAGCAUCAAGGCAGCAAUUGCAACAACUUGUAGAGUUUGCACAAGUAAAUGGUUCAAUUAUUGUCUAUGACGCCGCUUAUGCAGCUUAUGUUUCAGACUCAAGCCCUAAAUCAAUUUAUGAGAUCCCUGGUUCGAGAAAGGUUGCCAUUGAGAUCUCAUCCUUCUCAAAGAUUGCUGGGUUCACAGGUGUUCGUCUGGGAUGGACUGUAGUGCCUAAGGAACUCCUCUAUUUAAAUGGAUUUCCUGUUAUUCAGGAUUUUAAUCGCAUUAUAUGUACGAGCUUUAAUGGUGCUUCCAACAUAGCUCAGGCUGGUGGACUAGCUUGCCUCACCCGAGAGGGUUUCAAGGAAGUUAUGUGUAAGGUAGACUACUACAAGGAGAAUGCAAAGAUUUUAGCUGAAACUUUUAAUUCGUUGGGCUUCAGAGUUUAUGGAGGUAGCAAUGCACCUUAUGUUUGGGUUCAUUUCCCAGGAUCCAGAUCAUGGGAUGUGUUCAAUUGGAUUCUUGACAAGACUCACAUUAUUACAGUCCCUGGAAUUGGGUUUGGUCCAGCUGGUGAAGGGUACAUAAGGGUUUCCGCUUUUGGACAGAGAGAGAACAUAUUAGAAGCUUCCAAAAGACUCAAAACCUUACUUUGCUAGACAAAUUAUUACUUAGGACUCCUUUGGUCAAUAGAUUUCCCAACUAGUUUCUUCCUAGAAACUAGACAUAAAGUAUUUGAUCAUAUAAUUUGUCAUUAUUUGACAAAUAAUUCAAAUUUUUAAAUAGUAAUUACUACUAAUAUUUGGUUAAAAUUUCAAUUUUUAUAAACUUUUAAAAGUGAAAUAUGUUUCUCAAAUCUAUUACCAAACAGAAGGUGAAAUUUCAUCAAAUCUUCACUCAAAAAUAACUUGUCAAAAAUAUUUGGGAAUCUAUAGUCAAACACUAGCUUACUUUCGUUCUCUAUUUUCACUUAAGAGUUGCUUCCAACUUCUGAUUAGGAUGUUUUACACUUAAUAAGAUCCACUUGGUUUCCAUCUAAA
Capsicum annuum is the source of this 1815-nucleotide messenger RNA. Its product is annotated as aminotransferase ALD1, chloroplastic. Gene Ontology annotation, biological process: systemic acquired resistance, salicylic acid mediated signaling pathway; L-pipecolic acid biosynthetic process. Bases 118 to 1434 code for a protein of 438 amino acids. The transcript has 10 exons. Gene Ontology annotation, cellular component: chloroplast. Lineage: Eukaryota; Viridiplantae; Streptophyta; Magnoliopsida; Solanales; Solanaceae. Gene Ontology annotation, molecular function: pyridoxal phosphate binding; L-lysine:pyruvate alpha-transaminase activity. The record is from RefSeq and is a predicted model, not a curated record.